Xiphophorus maculatus (southern platyfish) is the source of this 3707-nucleotide messenger RNA. RefSeq lists its product as uncharacterized. The record is from RefSeq and is a predicted model, not a curated record. Bases 286 to 906 code for a protein of 206 amino acids. NCBI's taxonomy places the organism in Eukaryota, Metazoa, Chordata, Actinopteri, Cyprinodontiformes, Poeciliidae. The transcript has 2 exons.
CUGCUCAACAUUAGCCAUCAGAGCUUUCAACAUUUUCAUUCUUCUUUUAUACUUCCCCUCAAGUUUUGCAACAAACCAACAAUUUGGAACAGAAGAGAGAGAAUAAACACAUGGACUAAAAAUGAUCGGCAGUGUUUCAGCACUAAUGGAGAUGGAAGUGAUGGAGACCAAACAGUGAGAUUUAGAAGGACUCGUCUCGUCGGGGUUUCUUGUAAAUCGCUUGGAUCUCUGGUCUUUGUCAGAGUGCACAGGGGGACCGCGCUCUGUGCUACUGUUUACAUGUGAAUGACACCGUCCAGCCGGCCCCAGCCCAGCAGAGAGCUCAGAGACAGGUUGCAGUCCUGGGGGGAGAUGCCUUCCCUGCACCACGGAGCAAUCUUCGUCGGAGCCUUCCUCAUUGUGACCGGGGGCUCCACAGCCUUCCUGGCCUCCUACCAGAGCCGCCUGCAGGCUUUCUCGCUGUGCUGCGUGGUGCUGGGGGUGGUCAUGCUCAUCCUGGGACUCUUCUGGGCCAUGAACAGCAAAAACGUAGCGACCUACAACCAGCGGGAUUUCGACCCGGACUGUCCCCAUUACCCUUACAACGACUACUCCAACUACUCCAGCCAUGCUCUCUUCUCUCCUCAGCUGACUCGGUUCCCAGAGUCCCAGUCCGUGUUUCUGCCCAGGACGAUGGAGAGCCAGAGGAACGCUACUCGUGGUGAAGAUUUCGACUACCCACCCAUGGACUGUGGCGGGUUAAGUCCAGCACCUCGCCCUCCACCGUGGCUGGAACCCCCGCCUCCAUAUGAGGUCGCCAUCAAGACCACCUGUAGCUCUACGCACCUGCGGCGUGCAUAUUCAGACACACACCUGGCAACAGAGCCCUUAUUUGGACAGUCGAGAGAGAUUAGCUUUGAGGUGUGACACGUCCUCUUCUAAACUGGGCACAAAUUUGAUGCUAGCUCCUACCUUCGUGAUUCAUCUGAAGCCUACUUCUCCCUAGUUCACUGCAUGUUUUUUUUUUCUACAUUAAAUACGUCAAACAUGAUAAAGCUAGUUCGAGGUAAUUUGGGCAAAAUAAAGCAAUGUAAGCCAACAUUUCAACAAUUUGCUAACAAAUCCUGAGCUAGCUUAAAUAUCAUUCUUACAUUCCAAACUGAGUGUUACAUUGUUUUUUUAGGGAUCAUUCUAGGAUGAUUUGUAUCAUAAAACAUGUAUUGGAGAUAAUAUUAAUACAAAAUAAGUACGAACUGAGAAGCAGCUACAGCAUGUUAGCCUAGCUUAGCAAAACACAGCGAUGAGGUGAGUUUUAAUGAUGGCUGGGUAACAAAAGGUAACCCAUUUAAUAGUGACAUACCUACCAAAUUUCUUUCUUUUUUUAAAAACCUUUUUCACCAAAUAUUAAUUCUGAAGCCAGAAGCUUUAAUGAACCAAGACCGUUCACCUCUAUUUGCAUGAGGCUAAAUCAUUUAAAGGGGGCAAAGCCUCAAUCAUACAUACCACUGAGUUUUGAUGCAGCUUAAAUGAUUAAAGUAAGAAGUUACAGACCUUAACUUUUCUGACUGACGCUAUGUUACUGUUUUUUUUAAGCUUAAUCUAUGGUUCUAAAACCACAACGGGUAGGGAAGAACGGAGAUUGAUUCACUUUUGGAGCUAGGUUUAAGGGGACAUUUUGAGGUAAUACUUUUUAUUUGAUCCCUCUCCCAGUCUAAUAAUGGAUCUCAAAAGGCACUACAAGAUUUUGUAGUGUAUAAUGUAAUGUCCGGUGUUUUCCCAGAUACAAUGUCAUACAUAGCCAUCACAAUUGAACUGAAAAAGUAACAGAUUUCCUCGAAGUGGGUGGAAAACGAUAAAAGAUGCAAUAUUCUGGCUGCAUAAGUGUAACCAAGCCUUUUAAAGUAAUUAUUUGAAGCUUGUUUUGACUCAGUUUCAGCAUUUAGUCUUUUGCAUAAGUCUGUCGGCGUCCAACAUUUUGACUUGCCAAUAUUUUCCCACUCUACCUUCUCAUCCUGCUAACAUUUUCAGAGUCUCUCAGAUUGUCCACGGCCGCCUUGAGGCGACCCAACUCACUUCCUGUCAAGUUCACUUCUAGGUUUUGGCUUACCCAUUCCAAAUCUUUAAUCUUCAUCUCAUAAAACAUUCGUAUGUGGAUUUGGCUAUAUAUAUUUUUUGCGUAAAAGGGGGAUAUACAGCCAAGCUGAAACUGACCACACUUAUCGCUUACACUUUAAAUCAGUAACUAUGCAGUUUGAGGACUUCCAGAAGCACAUAGAUCAAAUGUUUAAUAAUGAAUGUAAAGAAAACCAAAGAUAUUGAUUAAUGCCAAUCAAAGAAACUUGCCUUUUUUUUUUAAAUCUCUCUUUAAAUCAAAUUGAAACAAUUUCAAGAUGCAAAGAAUUUAGCAUCUGGCUCAGUUGCAGAGGGUUUGACGCAUGUGACAGUAGAUUGUUGUUUUUUAUCUGAUUUGCAGCUUUUCAACAGCAAAUCAACAAGGUCGUUGGUCACACUUUGACUGAAAAGAGUUGGCAGUGAUGGAGACCUCGUCACAAAAUACCAACAUUCACAGGAGUUCAGAGAAACAAGUGUGACCAACGGUUGUUUUCUAGGUAAAUACCAUCCUUGAAGUUGUUGCAAACCUUUACGUGCCGAGCUUUGACAAUCACUUUGGGCUUGAUGGGGAAAACAUCAGCAGCUGAAAUGAUGUUGACCUCCAUCAGUUGCCUUAAAGCAGCAGAGGCAAGCAGAAGGUACAAAAACCUGGUUUAAUUCAACAAAUACUUGUGCACACUUGCUUUCUGGGAUUUCCCAGCUGACUAAUUGUAUUUUUUUAAAUUAUUUUUUAACCUGCAAAGUUGCACGUUUCUUUUUAUUUUGUGUGUGAAAAAAAGAAAAAUCUUGAACAAAUGCCUGCCUCGUUUUUUUUUUCCAUUUAUGUGCUAAGCUUAUUCUCCUCCUCAUUGUGCUGGAAGCCUGGGAACACUGACUCAUCUGACCAUAUGUGCUUCCAUGUGCUCAACAGACCACUGCCCUUCUUUGGCGUAGCAUCCUCUGCUUUUAAAUAUUGCAACCGGUAAUAUUUGCUGUUGCACAAUUGCGGUCGCAUGUUUUUUUUGUUUCCAUUUUAAAGAAUGACACCAGAGUGGUUGAAUUUGAAUCAGUUUUCCAGGUGCGACCUUCUUUCAGAGGCUUUUAUCUCCAACGUUGCGACGUGGGAAUUGACUUCCAGCUGCACUGAACUCGUUUCUCCGUUGUCUUGGGGGCAUUCAACUACAUCUUGAACGGCUUCCACAUGUAUCCACUUUAACUUGUACGUGUCAUGUUUAUCGUUUGCUUGUUUAUAUGAAUGUGUGCUUCGUUUCUGCACAAAUGCUAAAAACAUCAACUGGAAACCAUUAUCCUAGGUCAUAAGACAAACGAUUCAGACGGAGUUACAAUUGUGAAAAAAAAAAAAAAAAAAAGGUUUGUCGAAGCAGGCAAAAAAACCCCAAAACUGUAGGAUGUUUUCUGGAUGACUGACACUGAGUGCAUAAUACUGCCAUCACCCUACGUUGCACUAUUCAUUGUGAAGAAAGAAGCUGCACUGCCCUCCUCUGAUCUCUGACUGAACAAGCACAAUAAAUGCAGCCAGCAGGAUUCACAAAAGUAGAGACAAAAUUGCUGCGUGUGCAUGUCUAAUGUGUCUGAUUAUUAUUACUAUUGAGGAAGUGAACAUAUAUGUCAGACCA